Anguilla rostrata (American eel) is the source of this 5364-nucleotide messenger RNA. Its product is annotated as receptor expression-enhancing protein 2-like. Lineage: Eukaryota; Metazoa; Chordata; Actinopteri; Anguilliformes; Anguillidae. Gene Ontology annotation, cellular component: endoplasmic reticulum membrane; cytoplasmic microtubule. Bases 249 to 1115 code for a protein of 288 amino acids. The transcript has 10 exons. The record is from RefSeq and is a predicted model, not a curated record. Gene Ontology annotation, molecular function: taste receptor binding; microtubule binding.
ACGAACCAAUCACGUUUCAGAAAAACGCAACAUUACUGCCGACGAAGAGCGCAUUGCACUGUCUCUUUAAGAGCGGAGUCAGGCCGAUGACUGUGAUAGGGAUUUUCGGUAUGAACGCUGCAGAAUUCCUGGCUGCAACGCUACCUGUGUAAUUCAGCAAACUACUGGCUUUGCAUUGUAUUAACGACCCAUUGUAGGAAUGGGGGGGUAAAACGCGUAAGCAUAGAGAAACGGUUGAACUAGUCAAGAUGGUAUCCUGGAUCAUCUCUCGGAUAGUGGUUCUGGCUUUCGGGACGCUGUAUCCUGCCUACUCCUCCUACAAGGCCGUUAAGACGAAGAAUGUGAAGGAAUACGUUAAGUGGAUGAUGUACUGGAUAGUUUUUGCCUUCUUCACCACAGCAGAGACGCUCACAGACAUCAUCCUGUACUGGUUCCCGUUCUACUUCGAGCUGAAGAUUGCCUUUGUCAUCUGGCUGCUGUCUCCCUACACCAAGGGCUCCAGCCUCCUCUACCGCAAGUUUGUCCACCCGACGCUGUCCAAUAGGGAGCAGGAGAUCGAUGAGUACAUCACUCAGGCGAAGGACCGCAGCUAUGAGACCAUGAUGCGUUAUGGGAAGAGGGGUCUGAACCUGGCCGCCACCGCCGCCGUUACCGCCGCCAGCAAGGGACAGGGCGUCCUGUCGGACAAGCUGCGCAGCUUCAGCAUGCAGGACCUGACGCUGAUCCACGAUGAGGAAGAGGAGGAGCUGCAGCUGCACGCCGCAGACACCCGACUGCGCAGCUCCGCAGCCGGGCUGCAGGACAUAGCCGAGGACGCGGGACAAGGGGGGGGACCUGCUCCCCGAACCAGGAGCACCUCCCGCCCAGCACGCACGACGCCCACCGCUGCCGCUUCCGACGAAUCGCAGCACAGCUCCAAGUCUGACGCCGACCAAUCAGAGGCCAGGACAGAGCAGUCUGACGAGGACACUGCAGAGAGGCCCCCCAAACGCACAGCGAGCGUCAGAGCCAAGAAGCCUGCUGCUGCCAAAUCAGAGACUCAAAGCAAGAUCGUAAAGAAACCACCAAAGAAGAAGACUGCCACUGCAGCUGGCACUCCAACAGAGUCCGCCUGAGCUGGGCCUCCUCCACCCCUACGCUAGCACGCUGUCUGCCUGUCUGUCCGAGCUCUGUCUCUCUCGCUCUCACACACACACGUGCACAUAUACACACACGCACAAACCCUUACUGGUUUAAUUCUGAUAAUGGAGGUUCAUCUUCAGUAUGCCCUGUAGUCCCGUAAUGGUGGUGAGGUACUACCCGGCAAGAUUUUUCUUCGUGUCUACAUAUACAUGCGUGCGUGCGUGCGAGUGUGUGUGUGUGUGUGUAAAAGAGAGCAGAUGGACGACACAACUCUACCCCACUUUGAAGGUUUAUCCUGAUCGUCCUGAUACCCCCACACUGUGUGUGUGUGGGGUGUGUUUCUCCCUGCAGCGUUCCCCAUAGUCAUUAUUACCAGGCCAGCAGGCCCCGGUGUUCCCUGGUCCAGUGUGUGGAGUGCAGUCCUGCUGUGUGUGGAGCUGACGCUUUCUGCAUUAUAUCACUUUCCAAAUUAGGCCAGCAUAGUUUCAAAGGGGAGAGGGAAUUUUGGGGGGGUGGGCAAGGACCAUUAUCUUUGGAGCAAAAUAGGAAAGAUACCACGGGCCCAGGACUAAAGGAGAGGGGACUAAGGGAGGGAGGGAGAGAUGGAUGGAUCUAGGGAGAGACUGCGUUCAUAGAAGAAUGACCAGAAUGACGGCCUGUAUGUGUUCUGUAAGUCUGCACGUGCUCAGUAACGCACGCUGGCAUACUGGAGUGCGCAGGACGGAACGCUCACGUGGUGUUACCGUGGAGACCUGGAAGGUAUUUACUCGGCUGUCAGGGAGUUUUGUCUCUCUCUCACCUCCAGUCCAGUGAGCCUCGGUUGGCAGGGUCACGUGUUGCCAGGGCGAUGAAGGGGGCUGUUUGUUCUACCAUAUGUUCAGAACGACGCAAAGGUUUCGAAGUAUAACUUUCGCCAGCAGGCUUGUACCGACCGAACAACAACCAAUUAUGAGAUGAAGCCAGAGGUGUUUUUCUCUCUCUCUCUCCCUCCUUCUCUUCCUCUUGCUGUGUGCUUUUGUUUCUAGAAUGUCUAAAUAUGUUCCCAUAUCUGCACAUGUAAAAAGUAGGCACUGUUUUAAAAACAUAAACAAAAAUACGUAUCUACUGUAUAGCACUAGCUGAUACAUGCUCUCAUGUAUGGAUUCUGUGUUUGUGCGUUCAUAUAGUACCAUCUGUAUACGGAAGGUUCCUACGUUUGGAAAUGUAGGAAGAAGUGCUUUGAAAGCAUGGGACUGUUAUGGGAGCUCAGCGUAAGCACGGUAUGUGUGUGGGGGUUACGGCAGGUUGACAUGGCGACCGUUUCCUGGGUACCUGCAGCCAGGAGGCAAUGGCCUACAGGUGGUCUACUGUGUGGAGUGGGAUGUGUCUGGGGGUCACUGGCCUACAGGUGGUCUACUGUGUGGAGUGGGAUGUGUCUGGGGGUCACUGGCCUACAGGUGGUCCGUGACGAACGGACUGGUCAGAACUGCACACUAACCAUAGAUGGUAAACUAGUACAGACCGUAGACUGACCAUAAACAGGCCUGUAAAAAAAAAAAAAAAAAAAAAAAUCAGACAGGCAGUAGACCGUGGACCAGUACAGAUUGCAUGGGACCAUAGAGAGUGGACAGGUACAGAUUGCAGACAGACCAUAGAAAGUGGACCAGUACAGAUUGCAGACAGACCAUAGAGAGUGGACCAGUACAGAUUGCAGAUAGACCAUAGACAGUGGACGAGUACAGAUUGCAUGGGACCAUAGAAAGUGGACUAGUACAGAUUUCAGACAGACCAUAGACAGUGGACCAGUACAGAUUGCAGUGAGACCAUAGAAAGUGGACCAGUACAGAUUUCAGUGAGACUGACCAUAGAUAUCGACUGGGCAGUACCAUAGACUGCUGUGUUUGUUUUUAAUAGUGUCUCUCGCUGGCGGAUGUGCGAACGGGCGGGUUGUUUCUCAGCGAGCCGCUGGAUCUUAAGCUCAUGAGCGUUUUUAGAUCAGGCCGCUGCGCGGGGUGGGGUGAGGCGAGGCGAGGUGAGGCGAGGUCCGCUGCCAGCGACUCGUCCGCGGGGACGUCGGCUCGCGGGAUAGGGCCUCGGGUGGCCUGAGCAACGGCCCGCCGUUCCCAUGGUUACCCGGGGGCGCACCGCCAAAGCAGAAGUACGCCAGACAGGGCCGGGCCGACCGCUGGCAGGCUGCCUCGCUGCGCGCUUAAUCCCAUAUCUGCUCUUAUUACCAUAGACGUGCGGCUACUGAUGCCCUCCUCGUUAAAUAAGUCUCAGUUACUGUGGUGUUAGCGGUUAGCUACAAUCAGUUAAAAAUAUAAUCUGUUAGCGAGCGUCAAAGUAGGUUUAAAACCUCAGGAUUCAGUUUAAAUGCUACGCUGGCAAAUAUUGGAAGUCUAAACCGUGUUGCCGUUGGCAACGUUCAACUCCUGUCCUUAGACAACCUUUAGGGGGCCGUGGGUUCUGAAGAACGCAACAGUGGCACCAUUGUAACACUAAUUUUGAACACCAGGGGGAGCCAAAGUCAGCGCUGCUGGGGGUGGACUAGAAGAAACUGCUGGAAUAUUUUGCAGUUGCUGAAUGACUGCAUGUAAAUAAUUCUGAUCUGGGCUGUGCCAGUGAGCUCGCUUGCCUUAGUCCCUACAGCAGUGCUGUUAUUUUUAGGAUUCUGGGUUUUUAAGUUGCUCUGUUUGUUGGGGUGAAAUCAUGACAAACCUACAUUUGUUUUUAUCUUUGUUUGGACCUUACACACAGUGUUCAGUGUUAAAUGAACCCUUACUGAGUACAAAAUACAGUCCCAGUUAGACUCGUAUGUAUUAUGUUAGACUUCAGUUACACUGGGCAUUUUACUGUGUAGCUCUCCAAAGCUGUUUUAUGCAGAAAAAUGAAUGAACUCGAUGGGGGUUGGGGGGGUUGUUUGCAGACUUUUCAGUAUUAUCUUAUUUUGUUUUUACUUUGUUGAUGAGUGAAGGACGAAGAGGUUCUCUCACAUUGUGCGUGUGACCAUGUUAAAGGGGAGGGCCAAGUUAGCAGCCCCUUAACCAAUCAGAGAAGCCGCUCGACCAAUCAUACGGGGCGGCACGUCCUGACCUCUGUGUACGUAGGAUUACCGAUGCCUCCUCGGCUCAGAACUAACCAUUUGUUGCCUUUCGACCUUAAAUAGACAAACAACUGGCUAAUUAUUGUUGCUCAUAUUUCAUAAACCAAAAGCCGAGACGGUGUUUUAAAAGGAACUAGAGAGGAGGCAGCUGUUGCUGCCAUGAGUUCAGGCAUUUUCGUUUUGUUUCGUUUUUUAAUUUAUUUUUGCCAUUUUUGCCAAAUUCAAUUUUAGUAACUCACUCAAGUCAUUUGCACUGUCCUGUCCUCUCUAAGAAGCAUUAGUGUGUUUGGUUUGCAUUGAAUGGGAUAAGACGUAACAUGCUUGACACACAUUAAACAUGUUCUCUAACAUGGCCUAGCAACUGCAGUUUUUCAGUUAUUGCAUAAAUGACUUUUUUCUAAUUCUGUUACUUUGAUAUUUAUUUUACUGUCAAUGUAUUAUUUUGUUUGAAAUCAUUAUUAUGCUGUGUACAGGGUUUCCACUGUCAGAGAAUUAUACGUUGUUUGUGCCAAUGUCCAAUGCUCAACUACAGAAUAAAGGUUAAGAAGUCAAUGGCGGUUUGAGUUCUGUGCUGGAAGAUUGCUCAUGAAAUGCACUGAAUUAUUGUGAUAUACAAUUAAUAAAUUCAGACAAAUUAAAGGAUGGUAAAAAAAAAAAGGACACGUCAUCCCUGUGGGAUAUUUGUGUUGAUAUUGUGACUGUGAGAAAUGGUCUCAGCGUGCGCGUUCAUGAGCUUGGCGUAAGUGCAAGAGUGCCGUGCACUUGAUGUGCACGUUAUCCAGACGUACGCUAGGACCGCCCUGGAGCGGCGUUCGGCCAAAUACAUAGACCCACUAUACACCAAAUUGGUGUGAUGCGAAUGGGUCAGACGCUGGUUGGCUUAACUGGUGUUUAAUUUUCCGUGUCAACCCCAGGUAUUACGUGUGAAAGAGGUUCGGGGGUACACAACCGUCUGUGGAGACUCCAGCCUGCAUCUGAAGAUCUUGGCCUACACAUGAAACCGACAUCCAGGAGCCCUACCUGAACCCAGACGGCCCGGACCUCUGACACCUGUGGAACUCUGUCGUCGUUGUGGAAGAAGAUGAACACAGAAGGGCAAAGAAACAGAAGAUGGAUAGUCACACAGCUUAUGAUAAUAAUGCAUUUUCCAUUUUUAAUAA